ACAAGAUGAACCUAGAUGAACCUAGGUUUUUCAUUGUUUUUAUUCUAGGUUUCUUAAUGUGACCGGUGUCUGGAGUUCACUGUUGGCCUUUGAUGAUGCAUGACUCCUUGCUGAGGUAAAAGAGAUAGUGCCAUGUAAGCCAUGACGACCUCGCUUAAGGAGACGUUGUGGGUAACUCUGGAGGAUUUGAGGGAGGAGGAAUUCAAGCAGUUGAAAUGGCUCCUCCAGCAGAUGGACAUCAUGCACACAAUCACCCCACAUCUUGAAACCUACCCAGCCAUCGCUGUGAGCAAACUGGAGAAGGCAGACAGGCAAGACACCGUCGCUCAGAUGGUGCAGAUCUACGGCCCUGACAGAGCUCUGGAGGUGACCCGGAAGGUUUUAGUCAAAAUCAACAGAAAUGAUCUGGUGCAGAGAUUACCAAACUUCUCCUCUACAUCAAAAGUAGAUGUUAGUGAUGUGGGGACUAGUUCUGACAAUAGACACCUGGCCACUACAGACAGUCAGAUCGGAGAUUUGAUGGUGCUGGUACCAAAGCCUCCACAGCCAAUCACAUCGUACCAACAAGUGCUCCAGUCUAAUCUUCAGAACCGUUUUCUGUGUGUACAGGAAGGACUGUCAGAUAUGGAGGAAAAAAAACUUCUGGAUGAUAUCUAUACAGAGCUCCACAUCACAGACGGAGGCAACAUGCAAAUUAACAGGCAACACGAGGUCAGGCAGAUUGAGACGGCAUCGAGAAGGCCAGCUGGAGCAGAGAUAUCAGUCAAACCCAGUGAUAUCUUCAAACACCCCUCUGGAAAAUACAGACCCGUCAGGACAGUGCUGACCAAUGGGAUUGCAGGAAUCGGGAAAACAUUUCUUGUGAACAAGUUCAUCCUCGACUGGGCUGAAGGAAGAACCAAUCACGAUGUGCAUCUCAUAUUCCCCUUCAGCUUCCGCCAGCUGAAUUUACUGAAGGGAAAAAGGGUUUGCCUCGCCAAACUCAUUCACAAAUGUAUUAGGGAAACCAAAGACAUCAAAGAGGAGGCUCUUAAUUAUAUCUUCACAGUGUUACAGAUGUCAGGAAACACCAACUAUGACAAGAGUAAAUUUAAACUUCUGUUUGUGUUGGAUGGACUAGAUGAGAACCGUCUUCAACUAGACUUCACCGCCAAAGCAGAAAAGACUAUUGAUGUGACAAAGUCAACUAAGGUGGAAGAACUACUGAUGAACCUCAUUAUGGGUACUCUGCUUCCCUCUUCUCGUCUUUGGAUAACAACACGACCUGCAGCAGCCAAUCAGAUCUCUCCAGAGUUUGUCGAUAUGGUGUCAGAAGUGAGAGGGUUCACUGACCCACAGAAGGAGGAGUAUUUCUCCAAGAGAUUCAAUCACAACGAGCACGCUGGCAGCAUCAUCUCCCACAUCAGGGCAUCGCGAAGCCUCAACAUCAUGUGCUACAUCCCAGUCUUCUGUUGGAUCACCGCUACAGUGCUGGAGGACAUGCUAAAAGCCAAUGAGAGAGUGGAGCUGCCCAAGACUCUGACUGAGAUGUACACAGAAUUCCUGGCCUUUCAGAUGAGACAGACGAAAGAGAAGUAUGGCACAAAAAAGACCAUUCGGUACAUUCAGUCACUUGCAAAACUGGCUUUCUACCAGCUGGAGAAAGGAAACAUAAUCUUCUAUGAGGAAGACCUAAAAGAUAGUGGAAUUGAUUUCAACGAAGCCUCUGUGUACUCCGGGGUUUUCACACAGAUCUUUAAAAAGGAGCGCUGGUGGAAGAAGGACAAGGAUAAGGGCCGAAUGUUCAGUUUUGUCCAUCUGAGCAUUCAAGAAUUUCUGGCUGCUUUUUAUGUGGAGGCCUCACUCAUUAACAGCAGCAAGAACGUGCUGGAUGAAUCCCAACCACACUCUAAAAGUCUGGGGAUGCUUUUCCGCAAAACAUCUGCAGCAGAGGUCCAUAGGAUCGCCAUUGACAAGGCCUUAGAGAGUCCAGAGGGACAUUUGGACUUAUUCCUCUGUUUCCUGUUCGGCCUCUCAUUGCAGACCAAUAAAGAUUGUCUGGCAGACCUACUUAAAAAAGAAAGAAAGAAAAGAGCGAGCUCACACAGCAACCAGGAAACAAUCCAGUACAUCAAGAAUAAGAUCAAGGAGAGUCCGUCUCCAGAGAGAAGCAUCAACUUGUUUCACUGUCUGAAUGAGCUGAAUGAUCAUUCUCUAGAGGAGGAGAUACAGGAGUACUUGAAUUCAGGAAGCAUCCCUAGAAGAUAUCUCUCUCCUGCUCAGUGGUCGGCUCUGGUCUUCAUCUUACUGUCAUCAGAAAAAAAGCAUGAGGUGUUUGACCUGAAGAAGUACUGUACCUCAGAAAACGUGUUUCAAGACCCCAUUGCAUACCUGUUGAGUCACUGUAACCUCUCAGAGAGGAUUUGUGAAGCUCUGGCCUCAGUUCUCAACUCCAGGUCCUCCAGUCUACGAGAGCUGGACCUGAGUAACAACAACUUGCAGGAUUCAGGAGUGAAGCGGCUCUCUCCUGGACUUGAGAGUCUGCACUGUAUGCUGGAAUCUCUCAGGUUGUCAGGCUGUCUGGUCACGGAGGAAGGCUGUGAUUCUCUGGCCUCAGCACUGAGCUCCAACCCCUCUCAUCUGAGAGAGCUGGACCUGAGCUACAAUCACCCGGGACACUCGGGAGUGAGGCUCCUGUCUGCUGGACUGCAGGAUCCACAGUGGAGACUGGACACUCUCAGGGUCGAGCCUGGUAGAGUUCGCUGGUUGAAAUCUGGUCUGAAGAAGUAUGCCUGUGAACUCACACUGGAUCCAAACACAGCAGACAGAGACCUCGUCCUCUUAGACGACAACAGAAAAGUCACUCGGGGGAGAGAGGAGCAGCUGUAUCCAGACCACCCUGAGAGGUUUGCCGGCUGGUUUCAGCUGCUGUGCACACAGGGUCUAACCGGUCGCUGUUACUGGGAGGUGGAGUGGCAAGGGAGUGUUUGUGUUGCAGUGACUUACAGAGGAAUCAGCAGGAGUGGAGAAGAUGUCGACUGCUGUCUUGGAUGGAAUGAAAAGUCCUGGACUCUGGAGGUCACUGAUGAUGGGUACUAUAUUCGGCAUAAUAGAGUUUUAACAGACGUAAUGCUCCACCCCCUUGACACAACCAGAGUAGCUGUGUAUCUGGACUGGCCUGCUGGCACUCUGUCUUUCUACAGAGUAUCCGAUGAUACACUGGCACACCUCCAUACCUUCUACUCCACGUUCAGCGAACCCCUCUAUCCCGGCUUCUGGAUUGAGUUAAACUGCUCAGUGACUCUUUGUCAGGUGGAAGAGCUGUCACCUGCUGCUGACUAAAGACUUAAAUCCACUUAUUUACAUUGUUGCCUAGAGUUAGAUGUGAAUAUCGACACCACUCCAAAUUGUCUGAUGAACUUAAAGACGCAUGUUCGAAUAAAUGCACAAAUAAAAAGUGACAGGCUUAUAGCACGCUAACAGUUUUUUCCUUAUUAGCAUUAAACAGGUACAUACAUUAGUUUUAAUUGGUAAUCAGUACAGAGUCUCCUGACAUACUGACUCACCUCCACAUUCACUGUUGAGGCUGGCGGAUGGCCUGGAUCCAAGGAAGGGGUUCAGAUAUGGGCUCUGUGCAAAGGUAACAUAGUCCACCUGAAAGUAACAUUAUUAUGUAACAUUAGAUUUUUACCUAAUUUCACUGUAGUAUACUCAACUUUUUAUGCUGCGCAAAUGCUGUGCAAA
Molecule: messenger RNA, 3723 nt
Organism: Seriola aureovittata
Lineage: Eukaryota; Metazoa; Chordata; Actinopteri; Carangiformes; Carangidae
Product: NACHT, LRR and PYD domains-containing protein 12-like
Exons: 8
Coding region: 142-3321 (1059 amino acids)
Molecular function (GO): protein binding
Source: RefSeq, a predicted model, not a curated record